Molecule: messenger RNA, 1131 nt
Organism: Caenorhabditis briggsae
Lineage: Eukaryota; Metazoa; Nematoda; Chromadorea; Rhabditida; Rhabditidae
Gene: Cbr-ham-1
Product: Protein CBR-HAM-1
Exons: 4
Coding region: 1-1131 (376 amino acids)
Biological process (GO): positive regulation of transcription by RNA polymerase II
Cellular component (GO): nucleus; cytoplasm
Molecular function (GO): DNA-binding transcription activator activity, RNA polymerase II-specific; RNA polymerase II transcription regulatory region sequence-specific DNA binding
Source: RefSeq, a predicted model, not a curated record
AUGGGCUUUAUGCGCCCUGGCACCCUUUUCAUCACGGGAGCACCCGCACAAUUGGCAGUGCUUAAAGAUGCAUGGGCUCGACGCAUCUUGAAACCGGCAAUUGGCUAUACAAUCACAUCGUUGGGCGAUCUCGGUGCAAUUCAACAAGUUGAGCAGAUGCACUUUGUUCCUCUGGGAGACGUAAUCUGUGACGCGGUCGCACAAUUGAACAGAGGAGGUUUGGCGGCGACAGAGCAAUCCAUUCGACAGCACGUGGCUCGCCACUGUCCGCAUGUAGCACCACCCGGAAUUGAAAUGGUACGCCAGACGAUCGCCUCUCUCCUAGCCACCGGAUUCGUCUAUAAAAUGGCCGACCAUUACUUUGUUUCGGUGCCCACGAACUCUCCAGUUCGUCUGGAAACCAAACCAAAAGCCCAGAAGAACACCGUCGAGUGCCAAACCGGAAUGUCUAUGAUGGUAGCAAAAGAGUCGUCGACGUCUUCAGAUGACAAUUUGAAAAAGUCCAACAACAACAACAACAACAACAACAGAAGAAGCAUCUUUGCUCGUUUGUUCUCGCGUGGAAUCAAAUCUUCUCAGCAAAUCAUGCCAUCAGCUUCUCCAGUCAUCGUUGCCAAGUCUUCCUACCCUGCGCCAACCUCCCCUCCUGGUGUUCUGUUGCCUGCCAAGAACAAGUACCCGACUUAUCAUCACGAUCUCAAUGAGGAAUGUCAACGGAAGGCACCACAACCAAAAGAGUCCCGGAAGUCACGCCGUUAUCGUCGUGAGACCCAAAAACACAUCUCAUCCAGUUCGGAGUGUCUCAAGUACUAUCCAGUCGAUAUGCCACAGGAGGAAGUACAAAAGAGCCGUCCGACUAGAAGACGUACUCGUAUGGCAUCUCCACUCAGAAGUUCCACACCGAACGAAUCUGAUUCUGCCUACUCCGUGUCUCCACCACAUACUGAUUCCAAUGAAGAUGCCGCCAGCAUGAGUGAUUCGGAGAUCAACCACACCUACAUUAACAUCAACAAAUAUCGAAGACAGACCUAUGAUUCGACCCAGUUUGAAGAUUUGACAGGGACCACUACUGCUGAAGAACCACAGAUUCUGACUGGACAAAUGCGAGGAGUCUUAAUUUCUAAUCUUUAG